AGGAAAGAAAGAGAAAAGCCGCGAAUUGAGGUCCUCCUAGUUGAAAUAACGCUCGACGUUUAAAGGGAAGGGCAGAGGGCAAAGACCUCUCCCUAUUUCUCCGCCUAACGGCAGCACCUUUUGGUGACUUCACGCAUCACUCUCACCGACCUCCUCUAUCUUACCGUUUUAUUAUUAUUAUUAUCUUUUCCUUUCCCCUUUAAAGGCGGUGAAUGAGCUGGUGGUGGCUCCGUGCCGCGUGGGGUUUUUCUUUUUUCCGUAGGCUUAUUCAUUGGAACGCGCUCUCUCUCUCUUUUAGUUGGUGCGUGUGUUUCCUCGCUCUCGUGUCGUGAGCACGGGACUCAUUCGUUUCACUUCGUCACCUCCCCCGAGAUUAUAUAGUUAACUACGCCUCUAUUGUAUGGUGUGCAUGAUAGCGCCAUGGGUCUCUUGUUUCUCUUAGCGAACUACGCCGUGUUCUACCACGUCGGCCAGCUGCUCAUGCGCCUGGUGGUGGUGCAGCCGGUAGGGGACGGCAGCGUCGUGCGUUGGUGCUUCGCGAGCACCUUCGCCCUCUCUCUUUCGCUCUUCGGUGCGGUCUUGGCGGACAUGGCGCACGCCUCCUUCUUUGCCGCCUCUUCCGCCGCCGUUAUGCCGCUGGGUAGCGUGCCGCCACUCCUGCAGCGCCUCCGCGGCGUCGUCGAGGUCGAGGCGGGAGAGUUCACCUUCGUGCUUCUCUGCCUCCUCGCCACGGUUCUGCUUGUCUGCCCCGGCGUGGUAGCGCUCUCCUUCGUGCGCGGUGUGUUCCGCCGCGGUGGCGGCGGCGGUGCGGGGGCACCCGCGGGGCGCUCGCGGCAGCGACGACCGACACGGCGCUCGUCGUCCAUGGCAAGUGAAAAAGAACGUGGCAGCAGCGGCUUUUCGUCCGAUGCGGGCCGGACGAGUCGGCUCCGCGGCUGGCGGUGCGGGUGCGGCGUACGCACUGCGCUCCUCUUCGUCGUGGUUCUUCUCCUGCUAUGGGGCGGCUACCGGGCGUCGCGUACCGGGCAGCUGGGGAUCCAACACGCAGGUCAGCGCGUGGUGGAUGUGGGGAGGGCGGUGUACCGGCAGCUACAGACCCGCACCGCGCUGAUACGGGUACCUCACGAAAUCGAACGCAGCAAACCUGCGGAGAGCGACGGAGCCGCAGCGGACGGCACCGCUGGGCACUUCAUUGAACCACCCAACCCACGCGAGGCCGCAGCAACGGCGGCAGCAGAGGAGGACUGGCUGUUUGGCUUUGCGACCCCCCAAGCUGCCGCGACGCCGCUGGACUUGUCAGGUGUGGUGUGCGUCGUCACGUCGCGGGUGGCGGUGGUCGGCGUGGCCUUGAUCGGCCUCCUGGCGGGUUACGCCGCCAUCACCUCUCCGUGCCUCUUCCUCGCCCCUUACACCAGCUAUCGCGGUCGCGAGGAGGAGCUGCGGAAGGCGCAGCGCAGCUUCACGAAGAAGCUGUGCUACGUUCUGAGCAGCUGCGGCAACGCGCAGCGGCAAAUCGCCGCCUUGCAGUACGGCGUGCUGCAUGAGGAGUGGGUCUCGCCAGCAUUUAUCGGCGCAGCGUCCGCGUCCUUGGACGUGCCGCCAGCAACGUCCAUUGCAGGGACACACCCGUACAACACCUAUGGCGCAUCCGACUCUUCGUUGGCGCUUCCUUCGCCGCCGACUCCGCAACAUCAUCAUCAGCAGGAGCAGCAUCAAUUUGUCGGUGCCCCUUCUUCGGCGGCACGGUACCCCCCUCCCCCAACACAACACAGGCCCAACCCCGGCAAACUUCUCGACGCUACUCCAACCGCCGCCGCUGCUGCUGCUGCCGCCACGACCUCUUCGACGGGCGCCGUGGGUUGGCUGCAACGUACGCUGACGAGCGCCGCCACUGCCGUCACGACCGGCAUCGCAGGACGUGCUCUGGACUCUCCCGCAGCUGGCGGCAGCUCGACCAUGUCGCCGGCCAUGUCUCGCCAACGCGCUGUCACACGAAUCAAGAAGCUACGCGAGGAGGCGAAGGGUGCGCGCUUUCUCGGUCUUGCGCUCUACCUGCAGCUGAAUGAGGUCGAUGCGAUGCUGCGGGAUGCCCAGCGCGGCGGGACGUGGGUGGGCCGGUGGUACGCGGGUCUCGGCGUCGCGAUGGCCUGCUACUCCGCCGUAAAGAUCGCCCUCACCGGGGCGAGUCUGUGGUGGUUCAAGGCGUCAACGCAGGACCCCGUCACGCGUGCCGUGACUCUGCUCGAGGACGCGUUCAUCCUGCGCCGCCGCGAUCAUCUGUCGAGCCCGUCGUUCUCCGUCACGGCGGUGGAGGUCAGCACACACGUCAUCUUAGCCCUCGCGCUGCUCGUCAAUGCGUGGAUGGUGAUCAGCUCCAUUCGCGGCGCGCUGCUCGCGCUGUUCCACGUGACGAUGUCCUUCAGCGGCUCCGCAAUCAGUCGGCCGGAGACGGUCGCGGUGGGGCUGUCGAUGUUGAUCGGAGUGUACUUUGUGGGACAGCUGGUGCUGCUGCGCUCCUCCCUCCCUGGCUCGAGCCCGUGGCAGACAAAGGAGAUAGGUGGGCCGACGGAGAGCACACGCGGAGGCGCGAACGUGCUGCUGCAGGUGCUGGGGACGUUGCCGUACUAUUAUUAUCAGCGCCUCAAUGAUUGGUGCUUCCUGGUGGGGUGCCUCGGCGCCGUGAUCGUGCGCCGCUUUGUGCUGCGUAACGCACUGUCACUGGUGGUGUACGCGGCAAGCGGAGGCGAGGAGCGAUAG
Messenger RNA from Leptomonas pyrrhocoris, 2757 nucleotides. RefSeq lists its product as hypothetical. NCBI's taxonomy places the organism in Eukaryota, Euglenozoa, Kinetoplastea, Trypanosomatida, Trypanosomatidae. The transcript has a single exon. The record is from RefSeq and is a predicted model, not a curated record. The coding region runs from base 421 to 2757 and encodes 778 amino acids. Gene Ontology annotation, cellular component: membrane.